UUCGGAAUUCACAUACGACUUUGUAAAGCUAUACGAAGCGUUGGAACUAUAUCUGUCGGAUUGUUUGUUGUCCGGUGGUCGGUAACUUAGUCAUAGUUAAAGUAAAUACCUUUUAAUCGACUCCACUUGAAGCUGUCCCUGACUGCCUACGCAAAGUAUCGCUAGUCACAGAACACGAACAUCGUAACCAUUGGAGAGUCGCUCGAUUCACGUGUUUAAAGCAGUGGAGAUAGUUCGCGAAAAGAAAGCUCGUCAAAGAAGUGAAAGGGGAAGAUAAAGAUGGCGUCAUGGAGUGCAUACCAGACUGAAAGUGAAGAAGAAGCUUUAGCCAAGGCAAUGCAACUUUCGCUUAUGGAAGAUGAAAAAUCGUCAAGAAAAGCGGAGUUCCCGAUUCACAUCGGCGAAGAGACACCAGAUGGCAGACUAUCAUCGAGAGAAGCCCCAUCGUCAUCCUCUUCUUCUCAUCAAAGACAACCCCAGAGAGAGGAGGCACCCCUUUUAAAAAGUGCUCACGGAGUAGGUCACUCAGCUGGAGCACUCCCACUCUGUCUGCCUAAUAACUAUCAGUGGAACUCUAAAACUCGCCAAUGCGUUAAAACAGAGGAGAAGCGUUCUUCAUUGUACUUUGUUGAAGACAGCCUUCGGGAACUGAGGAAAAUUAAAAGCCCAGUCUGCACCGUGUCCAUCGCUGGUCCGUACAGAAAAGGAAAGUCUUACAUUUUAAGCCAAAUCUUUGAUCAGCCAGAGGUAUUCCCACUUGGGCACAAAAUGGUGGCGGAGACCAUGGGAAUCUGGAUGUGGAUCGUGCCUGAGAAAUAUAAGGACGCAAGGGGCAGGGAGAUUACAGUAGUGCUGUUGGAUUCAGAAGGGAUUGACGCUGCCUCCGGUGUAGGCCGUGACGAUAAUCAGAUAUUUACUUUAACCGUUCUUUUGGCCUCCGUGCUCAUUUAUAACUCAAGCGGUGUCCCCACAAGGCGUGAUCUCGAGGGUCUCGACUUUAUUUCAAAGCUUUCUGGACGAAUUCACGCACGAUCCGACAGGGGAGCGACUGUUCACCAAAACGAGACAGAAUUCUUUCACAGAACGUUUCCUUUCUUUAUUUGGUUGCUGAGGGAUGUAACGCAAGCUGUGCCAGAAGAUUGUAAGGACAUAAAGGAUUACUUUUUGAAAAAGGUUUUCCGUCAGGAGGAUUCCGGAAGUGAGAGUCAGAAGAGUCAGAAGGUGGCUGAGGGCAUCUUAGGAUUCUUUCCUGGUUUUGAAGCGUUUUCCCUACCUCUUCCUACAGCUGAUGAAGAGAUAAUGAGAACUAUCUGCAAGAAUAAGGAUCAGUUACAGGCAAAAUUUUUGCGCCAAUUGGAGGACUUUAAAUACUUGAUUAAGUCCAUACUGGUCCCAAAACACAGUUACACAGAAGGAGAGCUCGUUACUGGGGAAGGUCUAGCCGCUUUGAUAACCCAGUACGUUGAUGCAAUCAACACCCCUGGCUUUGUGCCAAAUGUACAAUGUGCUUGGGACCUGUUUGUAGAAACAAAAUGUUUUGAAACCAAAAAAGCCUGCGAGCAGAAAUAUGACGAACUUAUGACCUUACAACUGUCUGAAGUAUUGCCAUGUGAUAAUGACGAAAUACGUGCCUAUCACAACUCCGCACUGGAGGAAACUGAAGAACUGCUCUUGAGGGAGAUGAUCGGCAUUUCAACAAAUACUGUAGAGAAGCAACUGAGGCAACUUAAGACGUCCUUCAGCCGACAGCUGAAAGUGUGGCAGACGAAUAAUUCAAAAUUAACGAAACAGUUAUGUGAAAAUCUUCUGUUGAAACUAAAAGCAAAACACUUAGAUCCAGUCAUCGAGCAGCUGCAGGGAAGAGAUGGUUCGAAAUUGUCAUUUGAUGACAUCCUGAGAGUUUACCGACAUAUCAAAGACGACUACGAUGCAAAAGCAAAGGGUGCUAAAGAUGCCAUUGCUGAUGCGUUUGCCGAUUUUCAUCCCAAAAUAGCAGCGGAAACAAAGCAAUACAUUAGUGUCCUAAGGCAGCUAAAAGAUUUCGACGAACGUGCAGCGAAAGAGCUGGCAGCCAAAGCUUACAUGGAGAGGGAAAGGAGAAGACUUGAGGAAGAGCGGAUUCGCUUAGAGCAAGAAAAUCAAGAACAAGAGAAGGAGAUGAUAAUGCUGAUUACCAGAUCAGAAGAAGAAAGAGCUGGAAUGCAAGAGGAAAUGAGAAAUGAGAUGGAACUGGAGCAAGGGCAAUUACAGAAUAUGAGGGAGGCAGACUUAGGGGAGGCUGAGCUGAAACGAGAUGCUUUCGUCCGAGAGAAACAUGUCCUAGAGGAGCGGUUACUGGAAAUGCAAAAGAAAAACGAGGAACAUAUGAAGAUGAUGAAAAGGUUAUCAGAAAUGAUCGCCAAACACCAAAGGGAGAAAAUAGAGCUUCGUGAACGAAUGAAAGAACGUCCUCAGGGAGAGAUCGAAGAGUCCUUGGAGGAGCUAAGACGAAGGCAAUCAGAAGAGGAAAAUGAACUCCUGAAGAAGAUGGAUAUUCUUCAACACGACAACCUUUUAAGAAAAAAAGAAGAUUUUUGCACCGAGACGAAAGAUGACGAAUGUGCCAAGAAACUGGAGGAGUUUCCUCAGAUGAUGGCCUCGAGGGCUCAAAUGGUUGGCGAUCUAAGGAAAAGAAUGGAAAAGAACGAAGAAGAGGGAGAAUCUUUUGUGAAGAUGGUCCUUCGGGGUGUAGCAACCGUUGGUCCUGCGGUUGGGAAAUUAAUAGCCCUUUAUCCUCCAGCGUGGCCUUAUGCUGAGCCAGUCGCCAAUGGUAUCGCUGGUUUUGCUGAUGCUUUGUUGAAAGUUGACUGCCUUAUCAUGUGAUGAAGAACACCGCAGUUGCUACCGGACAUGAAAAGUGUAAACGUCUUCAAUUUUAUAGAAAAAUGUUUUUGAUCAUUUUAGUAAUCACCACUUAACCGAAGGCAUAACUGAUGUAUAAAAGCUUAUCUAAACCUUUUACUGGCAUGUCUGUGAGAAGGCUCUCAUCUGUAAAACAUGGCCCCUUUUCCGUCGCAAUGGUUCAUUAGCUUCAAUUGUAUAACAGCGAAACUUAAAUGGCACAGUUUGCAAUUGUGGGAAACUUCGCUAUGGCAACUACAGUUGAUUUUGAUUUAUUUUUUAUCGGCUAACUCUUGUUUCUAGCACUUUAUCAUUCGCAAAAUAUUUCAGACAACAAGAAAAGGAUAUACGCUGUGUCUUGCAUUGAUACUCUGUUUUCUCUUGAGACUAAGCUAUAACCGUAUCCUGUGAAAAUGAAGAAAACAAUUUAUUUCGUGAAAAUUAUGAAGCCUCUUUCUAAUGUAAGAUUCAUGUAAGUCGAACACCGUUAACAGGACCAUGUUCAUGAGAAUAUAUCGUUAUUAUAAAAUAUAAAAUAACUCAGUUCUGAUUGGUCAAGAUAAAUGCAGUUUUCAGGUGAUUCAGUGCAGAAGAGGGCUAAUUCAGUGCAAAAAAAAGUAACAAACCAGAUAUUCUGAUUGGUCAAUAAUCAAAGAAACUCUCAGAUAGCCAAUCAAAUCCGAGCUUUGGAUGUCGCAACAUUUGGAUACGCUGAAAAUUUGCGAGCGAAUCAAUGGCUAGCGUUUGAAGUAGGAUUUCUUUCGCCACCGCAACAACAAUAUAGCAGCUGAAAAACAGCUAUUACAACGAAAACACUGUAUAAAACAGUGAUUUUUGGUUGUCAGUUUGGAACAAGUGGUGUUAAAGAGAGAAAUUGUCAUGGAAAUCGAAAAGAA
This is a messenger RNA of Pocillopora verrucosa, 3776 nucleotides long. RefSeq names its product guanylate-binding protein 6-like. The record is from RefSeq and is a predicted model, not a curated record. NCBI's taxonomy places the organism in Eukaryota, Metazoa, Cnidaria, Anthozoa, Scleractinia, Pocilloporidae. Gene Ontology annotation, molecular function: GTPase activity; GTP binding.